AUGUGGUGGGACGAUUUAUGGUUGAACGAAGGUUUUGCCACGUACAUGGAACACAUCUCAUUGGACGCAAUCACAAAAGGCGUCAUGAGACUGGUAGAAAAAGACUACUUCCUCGUCGACACGCUGGAAAGAGCUCUGCAAGCGGAUUCAGUAGCCUCCAGUCAUCCGUUGUCCUUCAAGGUAGAAAGAGCUGUAGAAAUGCAGGAAGCUUUCAACCCGAUAUCCUAUGAUAAAGGAGCAUCCUUGCUGGCAAUGAUUUCUUCGGUACUGGGAGAGAAGAAUUUCAACUAUGGGAUAAAG
Molecule: messenger RNA, 300 nt
Organism: Ostertagia ostertagi
Lineage: Eukaryota; Metazoa; Nematoda; Chromadorea; Rhabditida; Trichostrongylidae
Source: the annotation of a GenBank genome assembly